Sclerotinia borealis F-4128 is the source of this 459-nucleotide messenger RNA. Lineage: Eukaryota; Fungi; Ascomycota; Leotiomycetes; Helotiales; Sclerotiniaceae. The record is from the annotation of a GenBank genome assembly.
AUGCCUAAUAGUAAUUCUUCUAGUCAUGGUUCAUCGUCCUCGCGUCGUAGCAGACGCUCGGCAUCCUCGCUUCGAGGUACAUCUUCUAGACGCCAUAGAGAUGGUUAUGAGCGAUCGAAGGCAAGUAUGCAUAGCGCCUCAAUACCCUCGGUUUCGGUCGGACGACAUGAAAGAUUGGGUCCAGAAUUGAUGUCAGAUUUUGAGGAGGAGGAUGCGGAUGCAGAUGCGAAUAGUGGGGAGAAGGUAGAAGAUAGCGAUCAAGACGAGGAGGAGGAGGAGGGAAGAGAGGCGACAAAACAAUCGUCGUCAAGAUAUCAUGUGAGUAACGCCAAAAGAUCACAAUCCCUGACCUUGACCUUGACAUUCAAAUAUCAAAUUAACUCACAAAUCCAAUUACAAGUCCCAGAUUCCCCUCCCCCAUCCUCAAAAACGAAGACGAAGGCGAACAGGUGGUUCUAA